Rubroshorea leprosula is the source of this 1918-nucleotide messenger RNA. The record is from the annotation of a GenBank genome assembly. Lineage: Eukaryota; Viridiplantae; Streptophyta; Magnoliopsida; Malvales; Dipterocarpaceae.
CACUUCCACUCCCCUCCUUCCGCUCGUUCCGCCUCUAUCAGACAUCACUGUAGAGUUCCGGAUAGAAUGAGCAUCGUGCCGAAGGAGACAAUCGAGGUGAUAGCGCAGAGCGUUGGGAUUACCAAUUUGUCUGCUGAUGCUGCUCUAGCUCUUGCCCCCGAUGUCGAAUACCGCAUGCGUGAGAUCAUGCAGGAGGCAAUCAAAUGCAUGCGUCACUCAAGGAGAACUAUAUUGACUCGAGAGGAUGUUGAUGGUGCACUUAGCUUAAGAAAUGUCGAGCCAGUAUAUGGUUUCGCAUCAGGAGGUCCUUUGCAGUUCAAAAGAGCUCUGGGGCAUAGAGAUUUGUUUUAUGUUGAUGACAGGGAUGUGGAUAUUAGAGAUAUUAUUGAAGCUCCUCUACCAAAAGCACCUCUUGACUCUGCAGUUGUAUGUCACUGGCUAGCAAUUGAAGGUGUACAGCCUGCUAUUCCAGAAAAUGCUCCAGUAGGAGUUAUUGCAGCUCCUUCCAAUGGCAAGGAUUAUGAACAAAAAGGUGGACAUUCAGUUGACAUUAAAUUACCUGUGAAGCAUGUUUUAUCAAGGGAGCUUCAGCUCUACUUUGAUAAAAUCACAGAGCUCACUGUGAGUAAGUCUGAUUCAGUUCUGUUCAAAGAAGCCUUAGUGAGUUUGGCUACAGACUCUGGACUUCAUCCAUUAGUUCCUUAUUUUACAUGCUUUGUAGCUGAUGAGGUUUCUCGUGGUUUAAAUGAUUACUCUCUUCUUUUUGCUUUGAUGCGUGUUGUUUGGAGUCUACUUCAGAAUUCUCAUAUCAACAUGGAACCUUAUCUACACCAAUUGAUGCCAUCCGUGGCGACCUGCCUUGUUUCCAGAAAGUUAGGGAAUAAGGCUGCAGAAAACCAUUGGGAACUUAGAGAUUUUACUGCAAAGUUGGUUGCUUCAAUGUGCAAAAAAUUUGGCCACGUUUAUAACACUCUUCAGACACGUCUUACUAGAACUUUGCUCAAUGCACUUUUGGACCCAAAACGUACAUUGACUCAGCACUAUGGUGCAAUUCAAGGGUUGGCAGCCCUAGGGCCUAAAGUGGUUCACCUUCUUAUUCUGCCAAAUCUUGAGCCAUAUCUUCGACUCCUUGAACCAGAGAUGCUACUCGAGACACAAAAGAAUGCAACCAAGAGAUAUGAAGCCUGGCGGGUUUAUGGAGCCUUGCUGCAUGCAGCAGGCGAAUGUAUACAUGAUCGCCUAAAGAUCUUCCCACCUUUUCCAUCACUUCAAGCUCAGGCUGUCUGGAAGACAAAUGCAAAAGUCAUUACUACAGCUCCUAAUAAACGCAAGGCAAGCAGGGAACCAAUGGAUAUUGAACCACCUCUCAAGAGAACAGAAACUGAUGUCCAAGCUUUAGCAUCAACAAGCCCCUCGUCUCCUCACAUGCAGGAGGGAACAGUAACUCCACCUCCAUCAAGCGAUUCUGGAGUGGGUCAAUCAUCAUCUGAUGGAAAGGUGAUUGAUGAUGGAAGAGCAGGCAGCGGAGUCGGGAAACAGAAGGGAGACAGUCAAGCUUUGAAGACAUCAGCAAUCCUAAAACAAGUUUGGAAGGAGGACCUGAAUUCUGGACAGCUCCUGGUACAACUGUUUGAACUAUUUGGUGAAGGCAUUCUCUCCUUCAUUCCAGCUCCUGAGACGUCUUUAUUUUUAUGACCUUUGGACAAUAAUAGAUUCAUAGGAAGAUUGGGUCGGAUAGAAGACUCAACUUUUUCUCCUGAGUUUUGUAGUGAUUAUUGCCAGGGAAGUUUACAGAUGAUGAAUGAUUGUUCCAUUGCGGUUAUUGAAUUUAAUUUAGAGAUUGGUUUGUUAAAAUUAAGAUUUCUUUAUUGUAUAUGAAUGUAAAACGUGGAAAUUUCAAUAAACGUACAACAAACUA